Messenger RNA from Oreochromis aureus, 3285 nucleotides. RefSeq names its product hydroperoxide isomerase ALOXE3-like. Bases 831 to 2843 code for a protein of 670 amino acids. Lineage: Eukaryota; Metazoa; Chordata; Actinopteri; Cichliformes; Cichlidae. Gene Ontology annotation, biological process: lipid oxidation; linoleic acid metabolic process. The record is from RefSeq and is a predicted model, not a curated record. Gene Ontology annotation, molecular function: oxidoreductase activity, acting on single donors with incorporation of molecular oxygen, incorporation of two atoms of oxygen; iron ion binding; protein binding. The transcript has 14 exons.
CUACCGCGCGUCAGAUAGAGUCAAAGCUACAGCUCAGUUAAGAGUCUAUUGUGAACGCUGUAAUUAAUUCUCCUUUCCUCGUCUACAGACCUCCUGAAUACCUUCCCUGUGUGAAUCAUUGUGUCGAGUGUGGAGAGUGGAACUGCGGUCGUGAGUGUGGAGAAUUCUUGUGUACAGCUGAUUCUGCAGUCCUGCGCUUGAGUCCCCACGUUGAACCAUAACAGUCUCAGUGAAUGUUUUACUGUCAAGUCAUUCUUAAGGAAGCAAAACAGGGAGAAAAGGCUGAGGUAGAACAUCAGUGAAAACAGGUCACAUGUAGAGAUGAAUCCAAAUUGAAAAUUCAAUUUGAAAAAAUUAUGGUUCAAAGAGGUCAGGAGAGGUACAGCAGUGAAUGUUACAGCCAUCUGUAAAACACAAUGAGGGCUCUGUCAUAUUUAUCCCUGAAGGCUACUUGAAAGAAAUUACAGGGAAGCCUAUCAAGGGUCAUACCAAAUAUUGACUUUAAGGUUUGUUAAAAUUCUACAAAACUUUUUUGGUAUGUGUAUUUAGCAAAUAGUUGCAUACUUCUACAUUUCACAGUGGCUGCGAUUUCUCUUGAAUAAACUAAAGCUUCGUUAUUUCAUCAUGAGCUAAGCUUCCUGUGGUUUCUCAGGUUGCAGCAGUUGCUCACACAUGUCCAACAUUUCAACACAAUACCUACCAGAUGCAAAUACCUGGACACUCCCACUAAAAUGUGUUAAUAAAAAGAGACGAUUGUGGGGGCAACUUCUGACAGAGUAGUUAUUCCAAGAAACUUCUCCACUAAGAUCUGACCACAUUCAAGAGGAAAAAUGGUGCAGUAUAAAGUGACUGUAUUCACUGGCGAUAUCCUUAAUUCCACUACUCUUAACAAUGUCUUCAUUAAGCUGGUGGGCACAGAUGGGGAGAGUGAUCGCACGUGGCUCGUGGGCUUGAAAGGGGCUUCAUCCUUCGUCAGAGGAGCCGUAUCAAAGUUUAAGGUGUCCUGCUCCACUUCCCUUGGAAAUCUUGUGCUGAUAGAGUUAGACAAACAGUCUCUCCCACUGUUCCCGGAGGACGCUUGGUUUUGUGCCAAGGUGGAAGUGAAAUCCCCUGAAGGAGACAUCUACAGCUUUCCCAUCUACCGCUGGAUCACUGAUAGCAAGGUGCACCGCUUCAGGGAUGGAAAAGCUCUGAGAAUCUUUGAAGACAACCAUCAUCUUGGCAGGUACAGUCGGCAGCAGGAGAUUCAUCAGCGAGAGGAAGACUAUCGCUGGGAUGCAUAUGCAGAGGGAAUACCUCACUCCAUGAAGGCAGAAAACCCAUCGUCACUGCCAUAUGAGGUUCAGUUCUCCUUCACCAAAACUACAGAGUUUCUCUACACUGCUUCCACAGGACUGACUGAGCUGAAGCUGAAGGGACUGGAUAACUGUAAGAAGAAGUGGGAUAAUAUUGAAAGCAUCAAUCGAGUGUUUUGCUGCAAAAAGACUGAAAUAUCAGAAUAUGUUCAGGAACACUGGAAAGAGGAUGCUUUCUUUGGCUACCAGUUUCUAAAUGGUGUCAACCCCAUGUUGAUUCAGCUUUGUACAGCCCUGCCCAGUAACUUCCCUGUCACUGAUGACAUGGUCUUUCCCCAUGGCCAGUCCAGCCUGGCAGAUGAAAUGAAGAAAGGGAACAUAUUCCUGUGUGACUACAAGCGUCUGGAUGGAGUGAAAGCAAACACCAUCAAUGGGAAGAAGCAGUACUUGAUGGCUCCUCUCAUCCUGCUCCACAAAGCUCCUGAUGAUAAGCUGAUGCCGAUUGCCAUUCAGCUGAAGCAGACUCCAUCAGAUGACAAUCCAAUCUUUCUUCCUACUGAUUCUGAGUACGACUGGUUGAUCGCCAAGAUUUUUGUAAGAAGUGCAGAUUUCAAUGAGCAUCAGCUCAAUGUUCACCUUCUGCGCACACACUUACUGGCUGAGGUUUUUGCAGUGUCACUGCUGCGCAACGUGCCCAUGGUGCAUCCUCUGUACAAGCUCCUCAAACCUCACACACGCUACACUCUGCAGAUCAACUUCUUAGCUCGGCGUCUUCUAAUUUCUGACACUGGCAAUUUCACUCAGUUUGCAUCAUCAGGUGGAGAGGGCAUGUUUACCAUCCUGGACAGGUCAUUGUCCUCAUUAACCUACAGCUCCCUCUGCAUACCAGAUGACAUUGCUGAACGUGGCGUGGAGGCUGUGCCAAACUUCUACUACAGGGAUGAUGGCCUGAAAGUUUGGGAUAUCAUCCACAGGUUUGUGCAGGGAAUGCUCAGCUACUACUACAAGAGUGACAGCGACGUCGAGCAGGACUCUGAACUUCAGAAGUGGAUUUUGGACAUUUAUGAACACGGGUUCCUUUCUCGAGCAGAAACAGGAAUUCCUCAGACAUUUACCAGCGUGACUGAGUUGAUCAAGUUUGUCACCAUGGUGAUCUACACCUGCUCAGCCCAGCAUGCAGCUGUGAACUGUGGACAGUUUGACUAUGCUGGCUGGAUGCCCAACACUCCCAUCUCCCUGCAACUCCCUCCACCGACCACAAAGGGGACGACAAGCGAGGCCACGAUGUUGGCCACCUUCCCUGAUGUCAACGUAACAGUUCAGGGCAUGGCCACCGUGUGGCUCCUCAGCAAGCAGUCCAGUGACUUUGUCCCUCUUGGCCAUUACCCAGAGGACCAUUUCACUGAGGAGAUUCCCCGCAAGAUGAUAAAGGAUUUUCAGACAGAGCUUGAAACUUUGAGUGGAGCCAUCAAAGCCAGAAACAAGCACUUAAAAGUGCCAUACACCUACAUGGAUCCAGCACUGGUAGAAAACAGUGUGGCCAUUUAAAUAUUAGAAGAUAAGAAGCCAAAUUUAGCUUCCUUUUCAAACGACAGCAGGGAAAGAAACUUAAGUUCUGAGUUUUACUGAUGAAAUGGCGCAAUGAACUUACUGCUUCUGAUCAUUGUAUGCUGAUUUGCGAUUUUUACUUAUCUGUUGAAAUAUGUCUGGGUAACGCUUUCAUCACUCUAUGAGAGUGUCUGCUCUGACUCAGAGUCUUACUAAAACUUUACCAAAUUUCAUUGCUUAUAUUUUCAUUAUUUUAAUGUUUUGUUGUGUUUCUCCCACACAGAUUUGUUUUAUUCAUUAGAAAUAUAUUGCGUUACUCCCAAAUCAACAAGCAUUGUAAUUCCAUUAUUGAAUUAGUCCUUGAACUUUGUUUAAUUCACCAAAAAUGAGCACUGUUUUACGCUUUUAUGCCUUAACACAAUAAAGGGUUUUUUUGUUCAUU